This is a messenger RNA of Vicia faba (fava bean), 483 nucleotides long. The record is from the annotation of a GenBank genome assembly. NCBI's taxonomy places the organism in Eukaryota, Viridiplantae, Streptophyta, Magnoliopsida, Fabales, Fabaceae.
AUGCAAGGACGGUUGGUCGGAGAUCACGGUGAUUGGAAGCUUUGUACGGGAGUUGUCUAUAUUUCACAACGUCAGAUCCAGAGCAGAAAGACUGUGUGGUAUGAAGGUUAUGGUUUUGUUGUUGUUUGUUCCGAAUCGAUCUUCUACAGGUUUUUGUAUAUGACCUUUUGGGCAAGUUUGGGACAACAAAGAUAUGGACAAUACAACAUGCUGUAUGCGGGUUUUUGGACUGACCUAUUUGGACUAAUAUGCAGGGUUGUUUCUGGUUUGGGGCAGCAGUAUGGUGGAGUUAGUUUAUGCAGAGCUUUGACUUGUUUAUGGAUAGUAUGCAGAGGAAAACAGAGCAGCAACUGCAGGUUAAUGGGAUGUAAUUUUCCUCUUGUACUUUCUGGUUUCAUUACAUGCUUAGCAGUUUUUUUAGAGUGUAGCAUUUGGAUUGGUAUAGCAGGGUUUUAUGGGCAACAAGAUAGCAGGCUGCCAUGA